Agrilus planipennis (emerald ash borer) is the source of this 7334-nucleotide messenger RNA. It is a transcript of the gene Doa, whose product is annotated as dual specificity protein kinase lkh1. Gene Ontology annotation, biological process: protein phosphorylation. Gene Ontology annotation, molecular function: ATP binding; protein kinase activity. Lineage: Eukaryota; Metazoa; Arthropoda; Insecta; Coleoptera; Buprestidae. Bases 4501 to 7002 code for a protein of 833 amino acids. Gene Ontology annotation, cellular component: nucleus. The record is from RefSeq and is a predicted model, not a curated record. The transcript is spliced from 11 exons.
CUUCUGAUAGAGUCGUUGCGAAUGCCUUUUGUUUAUUUAUUAGCAGCGGUGUUGCUGAUUCACACGAAAGAAAAUCCGCAAUGAAUUUACAAAAAUAAGUAGAUAUCUAUGUAGUAUUUCCUAAUGAGAUAAUUAUGCAACUAUUUAAAACUAUUUGUUAAGUAUUUUCUAAUCGACGCAGAUGAAUACAUUUUUAAUAUCCAAUGUUGACAACGUUUUACAUUAAGAAAUCGUUAGUUGGAUAGUUUUAAAUCGGCCUUAAUAUUAUUCUUAAAUAUUUUAGGCAUUUUCAAAAUUACUUACAUAUAAUCUAUACUAAUUGUAAUACUAUAAAUAACAUUCAUUUACAUACUUCUUUAUAGUAAUUUAUUGUAACGAAACGUGUCGUUAAAAAUUACACGAUGUUCUUUAUUAUUGAUUAGUAUGAUUACGAUCUGUAAACCCCAAAAUAUAUUUCGAUAAUCUUGAAGUUUCUUAAUGUCUACCAUCUUAAAAUUAAACGUUUUGUAUAGGUGAAUUUGCAACACCAACUUAGAAGAAUGAUUAAUAUUGUCCCUUAAUUUUCUGGUUAUAAUAGUGCGAAUAUUUUUUUUUUAUUUCACCUAUUAGUGUAGUUAUCUCAAGUUUUCGAUGUACAUUUGCUGCCUGGUUAAAUUGUUGCCCUUCGUUUUUGUGCUUCUCUAACUUCUUUGUCAUAUUAAAAAUAGUGGUAGAGGAUUAUCAACCAAUGCCAGCGAGGGUUUUAUGAUUUGUAUAUUGGCAAAUUUCAGAUUUCAAGAUAAAAUAGAUUAUCAUUUGCAUGUUGAAAUUAUUUAUUACUGAUAAUAUUUUGUAUUACAUACAUAUUAUUUCGUAUUGCUGCUAAUGCAAUAAUUAAUAAUCGCAUUGCAAUAUUGAAGACUAUUGUAUAACAACACUAUUGCGUUAACAGGCAUUGGACGGACACUUGAUAUUGGACAAACGACCUCAUUAAACUGUGUUGUUAAUUACCUGUGACGUUUUAUAUCAAUAUAGAGAUAAAUAUUAGUUGUUUCAACGCAAUAGCUCUUGGGUAACAAUAAUAAUUGUAUUAAUUUUUUGGGAGAAAACGCUCUUGGUUGAAUAUCUUUCAAUGUCCAAAUAAUAGGGUUUUAACAGUACCUAAGCUAAGAAAAGUACCAUCAAAUUUUAAUGAAAAUCAUUGCUCGAAACCAUCAAAAGUCGAUAGAUAAGCUGAGGAUGAAUGAAAUGGGUGAACGUGUAUUUAAUUGGACAAAAUUUUACGUGUAUCCUUGGUUAAUCGUUUUCUUAUUGAAAUGUUGUUUAUCAUGUUUAAAAAUCUUAAUUUGUAGUAGUGAUGUAUUAAUUAUCGUAAUUAACGAUAAAAUAGUCAGUUUAAGAAAUCAAACGUUUUAAAAAUAAAAUUUAUUAAGGUCAAUUGCAUAUUUGAAAGAUAGUGAUAAUUAAAAGGAUUAAAUUGGGGAUUAUUCAAUGAUAAUGGUUUUAUUUUGUUAUUAAAUAGAUAACUGUUGAGAUAAAACUUUUAGUUACUACAAUUAGUAUGUCGCAAAUAAUAGUUUCAUAUACAUAUAUGUACGAAUUUAAUGAUGAUCUCUUUGUUAUAAACAGUUUUAGGAAGACAGUAGCAAAAUAUAGUAUCUACGUGCUAAUAAAUGUGUAUGUUAAGCGUCGUAUUUUAAUGAAAUUUCUUCGCUUUUUACGGUUUUUUUUACCAUCUUUUUCUACGUCUCAAUUAUACUCAUCGUGAUUAAAAUAACUCUCGAGUGCUUCGAACUUGUAAAUAUAUGUUUGUUUCAGCGAUUAAUGCCAUGUAAAGAACUCUUUAAUUACUAUGUGCAUGCGUCAAUUUAUUGUUGUUGUUUACUAUUUCGAUUAAGUAAUGUCAUCACCAAACGCCACCAAUCAAGACGGUUAAUUUUAACCGUGUAAUAUGUUUAAAUGUAUAUGGGUAUCUUUCUAUGUUUGUCUCCAAUUCGUCUCCUGUUAAAGUCAACCGAUGCUCGUCACUCAUUUAACGCUCGCCGCCGACUCGUCUUCCGAUAGUCCACUCAUUUGAUGCUCAUGUCCUAUUACUGCACUCAUUGGAUACACAUCUUCUGCUGUUGCGCUUAUUCGAUGCUUGUCUUCAAUUUGUCUCAUGUUGAAAUCAAUCGAUGCUCGUCACUCAUUUAACGCUCGCCGCCGACUCGUCUUCCGUUGUUGCACUCAUUUGAUGCUCAUUUAUUACUGCACUCAUUCGAUACUCGCCUACUACUGUUGUGCUCUUUCGAUGCAUGUCUCCUGUCGAAGUCAAUCGAUGCUCAUUACUCAUUUAACGCUCGCCGCUGACUCGUCCUCCGUUGUUGCACUCAUUUGAUGCUCAUCUCCUAUUACUACACUCAUUCGAUACUCGUCUUCUGCUGUUGCUCUUAUUCGACGCUUGUCUCCAAUUCGUCUCCUGUUGAACUCAAUCUACGCUCGUCACUCAUUUAAUGUUCGCCGCUGACUCUCCCUUCGUUAUUCCAUUUAUUUAAUGUUCAUGUUAUAUUCGCCUCCUCUUCCUAAAUGUGAAACAACUUCCAACGAUCUCAAAUAAACGGUUAUGCACUUAAAAUGCCCAUUUAAAAUCUUUGAUUUCCUUAAAACCUAUGCGGAAAUGAGUAAAUAUUUUCGAAUUUUAUAUUUUCUAGUGUAUAACUGCAUUUUGUUUGUUACAUUAAUACAUAUCUAGAGUAAUCGUUGAAUCUAUUUUCGGUAAUACCGGCAGAAAUGUUCUAAAUAUCCAAUAAAUAGGCCAUGAAUUCUUAAAAGUGCCUCCAAAGAUAUACUUAGCACUCUUUAAUAUACGCAUUUAAACAACUUAACGCGUUCAAUUUUGAGCAUCUGUAAUAAGUAUUCGUAUCUUUAUAGGACACAAUAAUAAUUCUUAAGACUCUUUGUGGUAUUUUUUGACUACAUAGAUAGGAUAAGUAACGGGUGAACCAUUUAUUCUCAUAUUGCGGAGUUUAUUUUAAUAUGCAUUUUUUGAACCGUUUAGCGACUGGUAUCUCUAUAUUUAUUGCAAGAUAAUAAAUUCUCUAUUAAAUAAUCGCGUAAUGGUUGUCCAAUAUUUUCAUGUCGUUUUGGCAAAAACAUCUUUGUGUCGUCCGAAGUAUUAUUAUCGUAAACGGAUUACGCAGGUUGUUGAAAAUAGACUCUGAUCCUUAAAAAAAAAAACUAAAAAGAGAAAAAUUGUCUACACUUACCGAUAUGCAAUAGAUAACGCAAACAUAUAUUGCAUAUGUGUUAUUGUUAAAUACAGUUGAUUGCAUUCGUCCUUGGCAUUUUCAAACCAGAAUCGUAAUCAUUUGUUAAUAGCCAAGAGAAGAAGUAAUCAACACCAUUUACAGACAAUAAUUGAUAUCAAUAUCAUAAUAAACUUCACUGACUAAUCAUUAGUUAAUUUUUGCAUUCAUAUUUUUUUGAAUGACCUUUACAAAAAAAAAUUGUUCUGAUAGGUCUAAGAAUUAGUUCCUUCACCUUAACAAGGAAUGUUCUCCUUUUUGUGUCAACAUGUUUCUUGUUUACGUACUGAAAAAGUCAAGUUAUGCCAAAGGGCUGCAAGGUACUUGCGUCUCUCUGGAGUACGAAAUAAUUAGGAAAAAGGCUGGAAAAAAAUCCUUACGAAAAUCGUGUUUUUUUCAAAGUGGGCCUCUCUAAAAAUAGUAAAGGGCCCAUGAGUGGAUAAUUCAGAGAGUGCCACAAGCAUGUCACAAUUCACUUUUUUGUUUUGUGUGUUGAAAAUGAAGUUACAGUGAAACAAUUUACUUUUCAUCGGAUCCUUGUGUCGAUCAAUGAAGCCGUUUUUAAGUAUAUUAUAUCUCUCUUCUCUUCUUCCUAUUAAUACUGAAUAUUCAACCUUCAGUACGUGUUUCAAGGAUUGUUUUGUGUGGGUUGUUCUUAAUAAAGCCACACCGUGGCUCAUUUCUUUGUUUAUUUUUAAAGAAAAACGCGAAAUUAUUCAUCGCUUUAUUUCGUACUUUCCGUACAAAGUAGAGACCUAAAUAUAAUCGAAUGCGUGUAUUGAAAUUCAAAUUACAUAAGAGGCAUUAACUGAUAGAUACAUAAAUAGGGACAUUUUUUUUUAAUAAUUUUAUGACAUUUAGGUCUUUUUGAUAAUCGCUUGAUUGUAAGUAUGUGUGUGUGUGUCUUAAUUUACGUAAUUUUCUCUCUUUUUCUCACAACAUAACAUAAAAUGCGACCAAUUGCAACAGCGACACGUCCCAGCAGCCACAACGUCGAGAAGAUUAUUUUUAGUUUGACGGUAUUUGGCAGAGACGCCGGCUACGAUCGCGUUCGUCGUUUUCAGUCGUCCCGACGCCCGUGUCGCGACCUGUACUUAUUUAAUAACUAUUUUAAUACGAUACGCAAAUUCUGAACGGUUGAUAAUUAAUUAAUUCUUGACGCGUCCGUCGUUUUAUAAGUGGUAGUGUGAGGGUGAACCGAUCCCGAUAUAUUUUAUUAUGAACGAGGGUUUUACCGAUGUUCGCUUCCGCCCUUUCCUAUUCCCGUCUGCGUCCGACUUAUUACGACGACGAUAACGAUUAUCAUCGCCACAGUAGCCGAUACAAGCCCACUUUGACCAGCUCGUCCACCUGGAGCAAUCCGAGUGCUAGCGCGAACGGGGAUCUAUCAUGGUCCCGUAGAUCCGCGACCACCACCAAUGUCCCCAAGCGAUUGUCCAGUGCCAGCUCGAUGGCAUCUUCGGGCACCGCUUCUUCUUCGACGCCCCGGCGUCAAAGAUACGCUCGUUCGUCUACGACAAGCGUCACCCAACUUUUGAGCGAUUCGUGCUCGAGUCUUUUGCAAAGACUAACGACUAAAGUGCGAGGACCUUCCGAGACUAAGCCUUCGGUAACGAGGAACCCUCUGACCACCAGUUCAAGCGUUAGCCAUGUAGGUUUAGGGACGUCCCCGUCUUGUUCUUCUGGAAGCAGCAGCAGCGGCGGUUUGAGAAACAAGUUCCUCGAUGAUAAGUACACGUCCGUGUUGGAGAGAGUUUAUGGAAGGAGAGAUAUCGAGCGGACCAUCGAACCGUCCGUUGGUAGAUCGUUGGCGAAGAGUGCGACCAGUUCGAGUGUUUUAUUGUCUGAGAAAGCGUAUCCUUAUGUGUCUUCAAUGACGGUGAAUAAUCACUACGGUCGCGAUAAAACUCCUUAUCGCAGCGGGGAAUCGAAUAAUAAUAAUAACAACAACAACAAAAGUACCAUUUAUAAUAAGCACAACCACCAUUACCACCACCAUCACGUCGAUUCCCACAACUACCCCGAACCUCCGUAUUCGUACCUUGAUAGGGAUUCUGUAUACCGUAUCCGACACAGAUCGAAUCAUUCCGAAUUGAGACCCAGGAGGUCAACAAAACCUUUCCGUUCCGGGAAGAGCGAGGCUUCGGACAGGCGCGCCACCACCUGCCUCAAACUCCAACCUGUGGACAUAUCGUUGAGCGACACAGAGAACGUGGACACAACGAAUAUCAUUACGACUACAGCCACCGCGAACAGUCUUCGUGUCAAGUCGAAAGAUGAAGAAGACGACGACGUCACACCGACGCCGUCGAAUCCUCCGGACGCUGCUAUUUCCGAAAGGGAAGCGAAACGGAAGGAGAUCCAGUCUCUGAUCCUUAAAUAUUCGGCUCUAGACGAGGCGUAUAAUAAGCGGACGGACGCGAAGAAGAAUGCGGCAGAGGGUGUCGUAGAUGCGGACGUACCCGUUAGCGCCGCGACGGCAAUCGCAAGAAAAUACCACUCGCGACUAGCUGCGGUCAGUUCUAGAGCUCCAUCGGUGGAAGAUGAUGAGGAAGGCCACCUGAUUUACAGAGCGGGAGAUGUUCUGCAAGACCGAUAUAAAAUUCUUGGCACCCUCGGCGAAGGAACAUUUGGCAAAGUUGUCAAAGUUAAAGAUAUAGACAUUACCCCUAUAACAGAAAAGAUGUCCUCACGUUUCAGAGAGCAUAUCAUGGCCCUGAAAAUAAUCAAGAAUGUGGAGAAGUACAGAGAGGCUGCAAAACUAGAAAUAAAUGUGCUUGAAAAACUUGGCGAUAAAGAUCCUGAAAGUUUGCAUUUGUGCGUUAGAAUGUUGGACUGGUUCGAUUACCAUGGUCAUAUGUGCAUAGCUUUCGAAAUGCUCGGCCUGAGUGUUUUCGAUUUUUUGAAAGAGAACAAUUACUAUCCAUACCCAUUGGACCAAGUGCGGCAUAUUGGUUAUCAGUUGUGUUAUGCAGUUAAAUUUUUACACGAUAACAAAUUAACCCAUACAGAUCUCAAACCAGAGAAUAUCCUCUUUGUUGAUUCCGAUUAUGACGUAGUUUAUAGUACCAAAAAGCGAAGAGACGUAAGGAGAGUGAAAAGAACUGAUGUAAGAUUAAUUGAUUUUGGUAGUGCGACUUUCGACCACGAGCAUCAUAGUACAAUUGUCUCGACGCGACAUUACAGGGCGCCGGAAGUCAUUUUGGAAUUGGGUUGGUCGCAGCCUUGUGAUGUGUGGUCGAUUGGAUGUAUUCUCUUCGAACUCUAUCUUGGCAUUACGCUGUUCCAAACCCACGACAACAGGGAACACUUGGCGAUGAUGCAGAGGAUAUUAGGGGAAUUACCGCUAAGGAUGGCAAGAAAAACAAAAACGAAAUAUUUCUAUCGUGGAAAACUCGACUGGGACGAUAAAAGUUCUGCUGGUCGAUAUGUCAGAGAUAAUUGUAAACCACUUUUGAGGUAUAAACAAAAUGAUGAAAGCGACCACGCACAGCUAUUCCAUUUGAUCCAAAGGAUGCUGGAGUAUGAACCAUCAGAACGGAUAACGUUAAGGGAAGCCCUCAUGCACCCUUUCUUCGACAAAAUCCCUGCGCACCAACGUUUGGGUAAUUUUAACGUCGACAGAUGUGGAACGGCGGGGGGCAGGAGCGGGCUGAACGCAAGCAGCCCCCGCCGGCGACUGUCAUCGGGCGACACGCGAAGAGUGACACUUGUCGAAGAAUUUGAGGAUUAUGCAUAAUGAUGAAUGGUGAUUGGUGAAGAUAUGGAGAAGUUCAUUUGUCGCUUUUGAUUUUUCUCUUUUUUUUUUUACGCGAAUGAAUUGUAAGAAAAUUAAUAACGUGUGACCCGCGCACGUUGCCGUGUGUCGUUUAUUAAUUAUUAUUGUAGAUGAUGUGUAUAAAAAAAAAAUCAAAAUGGGAGGAAGGCCAGUUAAUAUUUAACUGCCUACCUAAAAUGGAAAAUCUUUAGAUUGGUUCGUGAACAGAUGCUUCAAUGUUAUGUAAUUAAGUUUAUUAAUGUAUAUAGUACAUAUAGUACAUAAAUAUGAAUAAAUAUGAUUUUUACAAUACC